Molecule: messenger RNA, 2900 nt
Organism: Castor canadensis (American beaver)
Lineage: Eukaryota; Metazoa; Chordata; Mammalia; Rodentia; Castoridae
Source: RefSeq, a predicted model, not a curated record
AUUUUUGAAACCGUGGAAAACGAACCUGUUAAUGUUGAAGAAUUAGCUUUCAAGUUUGCAGUCACCAGCAUUAACAGAAACCGAACACUGAUGCCUAAUACUACAUUAACCUAUGACAUCCAAAGAAUUAAUCUAUUUGACAGUUUUGAAGCCUCGCGGAGAGCAUGUGACCAGUUGGCUCUUGGUGUGGCUGCCCUCUUUGGCCCUUCCCACAGUUCCUCGGUCAGUGCCGUCCAAUCCAUUUGCAAUGCUCUAGAAGUUCCACACAUACAGACCCGCUGGAAACACCCCUCAGUGGACAACAGAGACUUAUUUUACAUCAACCUCUAUCCAGAUUAUGCAGCUAUCAGCAGGGCGGUCCUGGAUCUGGUCCUCUAUUACAACUGGAAAACAGUUACUGUGGUAUAUGAAGACAGCACAGGUCUAAUUCGUCUGCAAGAGCUCAUCAAAGCUCCCUCCAGAUAUAACAUUAAAAUCAAAAUCCGCCAGCUGCCCUCUGGGAAUAAAGAUGCCAAGCCUCUACUCAAGGAGAUGAAGAAGGGCAAAGAGUUCUAUGUGAUAUUUGAUUGUUCACACGAAACAGCCGCUGAAAUCCUUAAGCAGAUUUUGUUCAUGGGCAUGAUGACUGAGUACUAUCACUACUUUUUCACAACCCUGGACUUAUUUGCUUUAGAUCUGGAACUCUAUAGGUACAGUGGUGUAAAUAUGACUGGGUUCCGGCUGCUUAACAUUGACAGCCCUCAUGUGUCAUCCAUCAUCGAGAAGUGGUCCAUGGAGAGGCUGCAGGCCCCACCCAGGCCUGAGACUGGCCUUUUGGAUGGCAUGAUGACAACUGAAGCAGCUCUGAUGUACGACGCUGUGUAUAUGGUGGCCAUUGCCUCCCAUCGGGCCUCACAGCUGACGGUCAGCUCCCUACAAUGCCAUCGUCAUAAGCCAUGGCGCCUUGGACCUAGAUUUAUGAACCUGAUCAAAGAGGCUCGAUGGGAUGGCUUGACUGGGCGUAUCACCUUCAAUAAGACUGAUGGUUUAAGGAAGGAUUUUGAUCUGGACAUUAUUAGUCUUAAAGAGGAAGGAACUGAAAAGAUUGGGAUUUGGAACUCCAACAGUGGGCUUAACAUGACAGAUGGCAACAGAGACAGGUCCAACAAUAUCACAGAUUCACUGGCCAACCGAACUCUUAUUGUCACCACCAUUCUGGAAGAGCCCUAUGUGAUGUACAGGAAAUCUGACAAGCCUCUAUAUGGAAAUGACAGAUUUGAAGGAUAUUGCCUGGAUCUGCUGAAAGAAUUGUCAAACAUCCUGGGCUUCCUUUAUGAUGUUAAGCUAGUCCCUGAUGGCAAGUAUGGAGCCCAGAAUGACAAAGGAGAGUGGAAUGGGAUGGUUAAAGAACUCAUCGAUCAUAGGGCUGACCUAGCAGUGGCUCCUCUUACCAUCACUUAUGUGCGGGAGAAAGUCAUAGACUUUUCCAAGCCUUUCAUGACCCUGGGCAUCAGCAUUCUCUACCGAAAACCCAAUGGGACCAAUCCAGGCGUCUUCUCCUUCCUCAACCCCCUGUCUCCAGACAUUUGGAUGUAUGUGCUCUUGGCCUGCCUGGGAGUUAGUUGUGUGCUCUUUGUGAUUGCAAGGUUUACACCCUACGAGUGGUAUAACCCCCACCCAUGCAACCCUGAUUCAGACGUGGUGGAAAACAAUUUUACUUUACUAAAUAGUUUCUGGUUUGGAGUUGGAGCUCUCAUGCAGCAAGGAUCAGAGCUGAUGCCCAAAGCUUUAUCGACCAGAAUAGUUGGAGGAAUAUGGUGGUUUUUCACCCUAAUCAUCAUUUCAUCCUACACUGCCAAUCUUGCUGCCUUCUUGACAGUAGAGAGAAUGGAAUCCCCCAUAGACUCCGCAGAUGAUCUAGCAAAGCAAACCAAGAUAGAAUAUGGGGCAGUCAGAGAUGGAUCAACAAUGACUUUCUUCAAGAAAUCAAGGAUAUCUACCUAUGAGAAGAUGUGGGCUUUCAUGAGCAGUAGAGAGCAGACUGCCCUGGUAAAAAACAGUGAUGAAGGGAUACAAAGAGUGCUCACCACUGACUAUGCCCUACUGAUGGAGUCCACCAGCAUUGAGUAUGUGACACAGAGAAAUUGCAACCUCACUCAGAUUGGGGGCCUCAUUGACUCCAAAGGUUAUGGAGUCGGAACACCUAUCGGUUCUCCUUACCGUGAUAAAAUUACAAUUGCUAUUCUCCAAUUACAAGAAGAGGGGAAGCUACACAUGAUGAAAGAGAAAUGGUGGCGGGGAAAUGGCUGCCCUGAAGAAGAGAGCAAAGAGGCCAGUGCCCUAGGAGUAGAAAAUAUUGGGGGUAUCUUCAUUGUUUUGGCUGCUGGACUGGUCCUUUCUGUAUUUGUGGCCAUUGGAGAAUUUAUAUACAAAUCACGGAAGAACAAUGAUAUUGAACAGUGUCUCUCUUUCAAUGCCAUCAUGGAAGAACUGGGAAUCUCACUCAAGAAUCAGAAAAAAUUAAAGAAAAAAUCAAGAACUAAGGGGAAAUCUUCUUUCACAAGUAUCCUUACUUGUCAUCAGAGACGAACUCAGAGAAAAGAGACUGUGGCAUGAUACAAGAAAACACCUGUAGGGAUUUUCCAGGAAGAAAAAGGAUAUGUACAUUGCACAUUUUGGAGAAACGAGUUCGGAUCAGUGUGAGAUGUGUUUCCAUAUAUUUAUAUCCAUAACUCUUGAUUAUGGAUAUAGAUAUAAGAAAUGCAAAAUUUUAAAAGCUCACAUACACAGGUGUUACUCAGGAAGUGACACCAAUCCUUCUGUAAUGAAUUUGUAUGCGCACUUAUUUUGCAUUUUCUCUUUUGUCCAAAUAAAUUGCUGUGUGUGCUUUCUAAAAAACAAUAAAACAACAGGGUUUUUUU